AUGUCUCCACUUCAGAUAGUCAAUGACAAGCAAUUGAAUACACGAUCGAAUGCAAAUGUUCAUACCCCAGUGAAGCAGCAUGCUAAACGUCCAGAUCUGGAGAGGGGUCAUCAUGACUACAACCGUCAGCCGCCGCAGAAGCGGAAGAAAGAGAAAUUAUCCGCUCUCUGUAAGACACCACCAUCUUUAAUUAAAACGAAAGGUCGAGAUUACCACAGGGGCAUUUUUUUAGGCGAAGGAGGCUUUGCUCGUUGCUUCCAGAUGAAGGAUGAUAGUGGGAAAAUAUUCGCUGCGAAGACAGUUGCUAAGAUUUCCAUCAAGUCAGAGAAGACUAGGAAAAAGUUGCUUUCAGAAAUCCAGAUCCACAAAUCAAUGAAGCAUCCAAAUAUAGUUCAAUUUACGGAUUGCUUUGAGGACGAUACGAAUGUAUACAUACUCUUAGAGAUAUGUCCUAACGGGUCUUUAAUGGAUUUAUUAAAGCAACGUAAGCAGUUAACUGAACCAGAAGUUAGAUACUUUACCACACAGAUAGUUGGGGCUAUCAGAUAUAUGCAUAGUAGGAGAAUUAUUCACAGGGAUUUAAAACUUGGUAACAUUUUCUUCGAUAAGCAUUUUAACCUUAAAAUAGGAGAUUUUGGUUUGGCGGCAGUUCUUGCAAAUGAUAGAGAACGGAAAUACACUAUAUGUGGGACACCAAACUAUAUCGCUCCUGAGGUUUUAACAGGGAAACACACAGGUCAUUCAUUUGAAGUUGAUAUAUGGUCUAUCGGAGUUAUGAUUUAUGCUUUGUUAAUUGGUAAACCACCAUUUCAGUCGAAGGAGGUUAACACAAUAUAUGAGAGGAUUAAAGUUUGUGACUUUAGUUUUCCUAAAGAGAAACCAAUAUCAUCAGAGGCUAGGGUGUUGAUAAAGGAUAUUUUAUCAUUAGACCCAUUAGAAAGACCUUCAUUGGCGGAGAUUAUGGAAUAUGUGUGGUUUAGAAAUGUUUUUCCUGCCAGAAUUAAUAGUGGUGUAUUAAGUUUUGUUCCGGAGUAUCAUGAUUUAGACUUACAGGAAUCUUUGAUUAACUUCAAAAAUUGUAUGGCAAAAUGCGGGUUGCUAAGCCCUUCCGCCGCUGCCGCUGCCCUAGCGGCGGCAUCAGCAGUAAAACCUUCUAUUGAUCCAGUAACAGGAGAAAUAGCAACUGCUACAGCAUCAACAGCAACCGCUGUUGCUUUUAAUAACAACCAUAACGUACUAUUCUCAAGGAACAAUAGCGAUAACUCAGAAUACAACAAAGCUGUUUUGCCGCACUCAUUGUCGCCAGGCGGUACAAGGUACAAAUACAAAGAGAUUGUUGAUGUAGAAACUCAAAGGAAAUUAAACGAUCUGGCCCGUGAAGCGCGUAUAAGGAGAGCACAGCAAUCUGUGUUGAAGCAAUCGCUAGUAGCUAGUUCCACGAAUUUUAUAAAAUCGGAGAUAUCGCUGCGAAUUUUGGCCAGUGAGUGUCAUAUGACAUUAAAUGGAUUGCUGGAGGCUGAAGCUCAGAAGAGAAUGGGUGGUCUACCUAAAUCAAGAUUACCAGAAAUUCAACAUCCGAUCGUGGUGACAAAGUGGGUAGAUUACUCAAACAAACAUGGUUUUGCUUACCAACUAUCUACUGACGAUAUCGGGGUACUAUUCAAUAACGGUACAACGGUUUUAAAGUUAGCGGACGCGGAGGAAUUUUGGUAUAUUAGCUACGAUGAUAGAGAAGGUUGGGUAGCCAAUCAUUACAGCCUUACCGAAAAACCCAAAGAGUUGAAUAGACAUUUGGAGGUUGUAGAUUUCUUUUCAAAUUACAUGAAUUCGAACUUAAGCAGAAUCUCAACCUUUGUCCGUGAGUCAUACCACAAAGACGAUGUAUUUCUAAGAAGGUUUACGCGCUACAAGCAAUUUGUUAUGUUUGAGUUGAGUGACGGGACCUUUCAAUUCAACUUUAAAGAUCACCACAAGUUUGCGAUAUCUCAAAGCGGUAAACUAGCAACAUAUAUAUCACCAGACCGUCAAAGUUUUACUUAUCCAACGAUAGAAAUACUCAAAGCGGAAAAAGUACCAAGCCAUCCAGAGGUUGGCUUCAUGGAAAAAUUUAUGUUGAUGAAAGAAGGUCUAAAACAGAAAUCAGGAAUUGUUUCAGUAGCACAACAGUAA
This is a messenger RNA of Eremothecium sinecaudum, 2169 nucleotides long. It is a transcript of the gene CDC5, whose product is annotated as polo kinase CDC5. Gene Ontology annotation, biological process: protein phosphorylation; regulation of protein localization to mitotic spindle pole body; mitotic cell cycle. Bases 1 to 2169 code for a protein of 722 amino acids. Gene Ontology annotation, molecular function: protein binding; ATP binding; protein kinase activity. The record is from RefSeq and is a predicted model, not a curated record. Gene Ontology annotation, cellular component: cytoplasm; spindle pole; nucleus. Lineage: Eukaryota; Fungi; Ascomycota; Saccharomycetes; Saccharomycetales; Saccharomycetaceae. The transcript has a single exon.